UUUGGGUGGUAUCCCAGCUGAACCGGACACCCCUACCUUAUCCUAUAUAUAAGAAGGAUAACACCCUAAGCUAUGAUUUUGGUACAGAAAAAUCUCAUCUCCUUCGGAACCCUAUUUUUUCAUCGAAACCUACUCAAGCUAUUCAAAUGGGGCGAAGACCUGCGAGAUGUUAUCGUCAGAUUAAGAACAAGCCAUACCCAAAAUCACGAUAUUGUCGUGGUGUUCCUGAUCCUAAGAUUAGGAUCUAUGAUGUUGGUAUGAAGAAGAAGGGAGUAGAUGAGUUCCCUUUCUGUGUCCAUUUGGUGAGUUGGGAGAAGGAAAAUGUCUCAAGUGAGGCUCUUGAGGCUGCACGUAUUGCAUGCAACAAAUACAUGACCAAGCAUGCUGGAAAAGAUGCCUUCCAUUUGAGAGUUAGGGUUCACCCGUUCCAUGUUCUCCGAAUUAACAAGAUGCUUUCUUGUGCUGGUGCUGAUAGACUCCAGACUGGUAUGAGGGGUGCUUUUGGAAAGCCGCUUGGUACUUGUGCACGUGUGAGCAUUGGUCAGGUCCUCCUGUCUGUUCGCUGCAAGGAUGGCCACGGUAAAAGUGCACAAGAGGCCCUUCGUCGUGCCAAGUUCAAGUUCCCUGGUCGUCAAAAGAUCAUUGUCAGCAGGAAGUGGGGAUUCACCAAGUUCAGCCGCACUGACUAUGUGCAAUGGAAGGCAGAGAAUAGAAUUAUGGCUGAUGGUGUCAACGCAAAGCUUCUUGGAUGCCAUGGACGUUUGUCAAAUCGCAAACCUGGAAGAGCUUUUUUGACAGCAGUAGUUUAAGAACCUUUAGGUAGUCAGUUGAAAAAGAAUGUACCCGUCUGCUGUACUUUCUUUAGACAUCCUCAUGCUCUUUAUUAUCCAGAUAGAGUGAGUUCAAAUCCAAACUUGUUAGUCUUUUCGUUUUCGGUCUUGCCUUUUGUGAUGAGGAUGGAUCUUAUAAAGAAAAUCAUCAAGUUGCAGAAUCAACAUUUUAACUCAUGCUUGUCUCUUUUUGUUGGCAUUAGGUUUUCAUGUUCUUUUUUAAUAAUCUUUGAUUACUGUUAGCAUGAAGAUUUAGUUUCUUCAA
Molecule: messenger RNA, 1095 nt
Organism: Papaver somniferum (opium poppy)
Lineage: Eukaryota; Viridiplantae; Streptophyta; Magnoliopsida; Ranunculales; Papaveraceae
Product: 60S ribosomal protein L10-like
Exons: 4
Coding region: 147-809 (220 amino acids)
Biological process (GO): translation; ribosomal large subunit assembly
Cellular component (GO): ribosome; cytosolic large ribosomal subunit
Molecular function (GO): structural constituent of ribosome
Source: RefSeq, a predicted model, not a curated record